Grosmannia clavigera kw1407 is the source of this 2112-nucleotide messenger RNA. Its product is annotated as c6 zinc finger domain containing protein. The coding region runs from base 1 to 2112 and encodes 703 amino acids. The transcript has 4 exons. NCBI's taxonomy places the organism in Eukaryota, Fungi, Ascomycota, Sordariomycetes, Ophiostomatales, Ophiostomataceae. The record is from RefSeq and is a predicted model, not a curated record.
AUGUGCGUCAGCCUUGGUGGCGACCUGCCGUCUGCGUCUUCCAAUGAGGCCCUUGCCGAGCGACUAGGCCGGAUCGAGGCCCUUCUCGAGGAGCAGAACCAGCGGCUGCGCGAGUUUGCAGGGGCUCCAGGGACUGUUUCUGGCGGCCAUGUCGCAUUGCCCUAUGGCACUAGUGUGCCGUACCUGAACUCGACCGAGGCGGCGUCGUAUGCACGUCAGGCCCAGGCCCAGGCCCAAGCCCAAGAGCCGGUGCCGGCCCACGACCAUGUGCAGUUCCUGAUUCCGAUCGACCACACGACGGCGCCCAACACGCUGCUGUCGCUGGCAGUGGUGCAGCAGGCGCUCAGCAACAUCGCCGACCGACGCGGCGAUACGAGCCAGGCCCGACUGCGGGGACGAGGCAGCCGAGGCAGUGGAAGCGGCAGCAGGAGCACCAGUGCACGUGGCCGAAGCACUGGACAUCGUGCUCCAGUUCCAGUGGCGACGCCCCUGGCUUCACCGCGCUUCGGCUUCCCGAGAACGUACUUUUAUGAGAUUGAAAGGGCUCAGCCACUGCCGACUGGCUUGGAUGUCAACUACUUUAUGAUGGUGCAUCCGGCGGCGCCGCUGUUCCGACGCAGCGAGUUUGGCGUCUGGGCCGCGCAGGCUGCCCAGGCCUUUGAACCAGACACAGGGGCAGCCGGUGGCGGGUCCAUCGAAAAGGCCAUCUGCCUCUGCGUCUGGGCGCUGGGAUGUCUGGCACCCAGGCAGGACAGCCGGGUGGCGGCAGCAGCAGCGGCAGCGGCAGAGACUGCUGUCUCCGCUCCUUCAACACCGGUCUCCGGCACCCGACAGACGGACCGGGACCGACUCGCGCAGGCACUCUUCCAGCCGGCUCUCGGCAUCAUCAUGCACCACGCCGUGUGGACGCUGGGGCCGCCAACGUCGCUCAAGACAUGUCAGGCCCUCCUGCUGGCAGCAGCAUACUUUUCACACAUGGGACGUCCGCUGCACAACGCGCGGCUGACUUAUCUGGCCAGCCGGUUCUUCCUGCACAUCUUCAACGGACGGCAGCGCGACGGGUCAGCACCAGAAUCGGACGAGAAGCUGAUUCGGGUGUUCUGGGUGUGUUUCAUGCUGGAGAGUGACCGGAUGGCGGAAUUUGUGCUGCUGCGCAGCGGAGUGGAGCCGCUGGCGGACGAGUUGCCGCUGCCCAACUACACGGACACGGGCGAGAGCGACGUGAUGAUCACGUUUGUGGCGGAGACGUCGGUGCGUCGGCUGCUGAACCGGAUCCACAGCCUGCUGUACUUUGCAGUCGAGGAGGAAGGCGAGACGGGCGGACAGGACGACGGCAGCAGCAGUGCGGCUGCCAGCGGACGAGCAGGAUGGAGCGGGCAGCACGAGCCGAGUCCGAUGGGCGGGCUUGACGACAUCAGCCAGCUCAACAAGAUCCUGCCCAUCAGCACGGAGCUGAACCGACAACUGGAGGCGUGGCACAACAGCAUUCCGGAGCAUCUGCGGCCGCCGCUGCAGGCGAAGUUGUUGGAGGACGACGACAGCGACGAUGAGGCGGACAAACCGGACGGUGGAGAUGACGAGGAGGAUGCCGAGGGCGAAGACGAUCCGGAACACCGCGACGGCUGCUGUCCGGCAACGAUGGCGGCCGAGAUGGCGCUGCAUGAGCGGGUGAGCGUCCUGCGAGCACGCUACUACGAGGCGCGGCAUCUCAUCCACCGGCCGUUUGUGCUGGGCGUUGCAGGCCACCAACAACAACAACAACAACAACAACAACAACAAAUCCCGCUGGCCGUGCUGGACAAGUGUGUCGUGUGCGUGGACUCGUGCGUGGCGUAUCUGCGCCAUGUGCUGCCGCUGUUGGGCCGUCGGUCGCCGUAUCUCUGGUCGCAGUGCCAGAGCUGUCUGGCCUGUCUGGUGGUGCUGGCCGUGGCUGACACGUGUCCGGAUAUUGUGGCGCGGGUGGCGGCAACGGAAGGGACGGCGACGAGGACGACGACCCGGCGGGACGACAUGGGCAGGCUGCGCAGCAGAGUGGCUGGGCGGCUGCGGCAGUGGGCGACGACGGGAUCGAGCCUCGAGGCAGAGCUCCGGAUAGUGGAGAGUCUACCGUGA